GUUACACUGCAGUACCGCCAGUCCCCUCGGUGUACAUGGGAUGGCGUGCUUUCCAACCGGAACCCUGGCCACUUGGGUUUUCACUCAUGCUACACAGAAAUGGCGGAGAAUACUGUGACGGUCACUGUUGCUUACGGUUCUACGAAGCACAGUAUCACGGUAACGGGGCUGGACGGGAACGAACCGAUACUGAAGGACCUUUCUGAUGCUCUCGUUCAGGUUACCGGGGUCCCGAUGCCUGCACAGAAGCUCAUCUUUAAAGGGAAGUCACUGAAGGAGAUGGAGGAGAGUCUGUCCAGCUUUGGAAUCAAACCGGGAUGUAAACUCAUGAUGAUUGGGAAGAGGAACAGCCCAGAGGAGGAGUCCGAGCUGAAGAAGUUGAAGGACAUUGAGAAGUCAGUAGAACAGACGGCUAAGAAACUGGAGAAGGUGGAUGGAGAGCUGACAGGACUCAAGAAUGGGUUCCUGGCUAAAGACCUGCAGGCUGAGGCGCUGGGGAGACUGGACCAAAGAGUGAAGGUGGCAUCUGAACAGUUCAUGAAGAUUCUAGAGCAGGUGGACUCUAUGACUUUACCAGAGAACUUUGGUGACUGUCGGAUGAAGAAAAAGGGACUAGUGAAAACAGUUCAGGGAUUCCUGGCUCAGUGUGACAAGAUAGAAGCAGGGAUUUUAGAGCACUUGGCUAAGAUCCAGUCUAAGAACCUGGCCCUGGCAGAUUCUUAGAUCUACUAGUUGACAGAGAUCUACUGGGUCACCGUCUGGGAUCUGCCAUCAUGUCCAUCCCUCUGCUGCUCCACAUCUCUCCAUCUGCCCUGGUCUCCACUGGGUCACCGUCUGGGAUCUGGGGAAAUCCAUUUGAUUUCAAUGACCUUUUUGACAGCAUCCCUUUCGAUUUGAACAAAACCUUCCAUACGUAGUUGCCCGUUUUAGAAGUGGUCAGAAAGUGACUUUCGGGACCUGAAUGCCAAAACAGCGAAGACAUAAAGGUGCUCAGAAGUUGGCCUAUUAGAAUGUAUGACACCCAUUCUGUAUUCAAGAGCACGUUGUGUCUCAGCCGAUGCCGGCCACCACACGACCUCAGAUGAUGUGAAAUAGGGUCUAAGCUACAACAUGUGAAUCUGAAAUAAAUCUGGGUUUACACGUUUUUAGAUCAUUUAUGUUAAAGCUUAAAUAUUGUCCACAUAUUUUAUUCAAACAUAUUUUUUUCAAGAAAUGACUAAAUGGUAUGACGACCCUGUUGUUUGUAAACUUUUAAACGAUAUCGAUCUCAACCAUCAAUCUUUUUCAUUGAAAUGUCUCGUGGUAUGGUGGGGUAUGGUGGGGUAUGGUGAGGUAUGAUGGGGUCUUUUUCAUUGAAAUGUCUCGUGGUAUGGUGGGGUAUGGUGGGGUAUGGUGAGGUAUGAUGGGGUAUGGUGGGGUAUAGUGAGGUAUAGUGAGGUAUGGUGGGGUCUUUUUCAUUGAAAUGUCUCGUGGUAUGGUGGGGUAUGGUGGGGUAUGGUGAGGUAUGAUGGGGUCUUUUUAAUUGAAAUGUCUCGUGGUAUGGUGGGGUAUGGUGGGGUACGGUGGGGUAUGGUGAGGUAUGAUGGGGUAUGGUGAGGUAUGGUGGGGUCUUUUUCAUUGAAAUGUCUCGUGGUAUGAUGGGGUAUGGUGGGGUCUUUUUCAUUGAAAUGUCUCGUGGUAUGAUGGGGUAUGAUGGGGUAUGGUGGGGUCUUUUUCAUUGAAAUGUCUCGUGGUAUGAUGGGGUAUGGUGGGGUCUUUUUCAUUGAAAUGUCUCGUGGUAUGGUGGGGUAUGAUGGGGCAUGGUGGGGUAUGAUGGGGUAUGGUGGGGUCUUUUUCAUUGAAAUGUCUCGUGGUAUGGUGGGGUAUUAUGAUGGGGUAUGGUGGGGUCUUUUUCAUUGAAAUGUCUCGUGGUAUGGUGGGGUAUGCAAAAUGAGUUAACUUUGAGGACCUUUAUCUCCUGAAUGUUUUGGCAUUCAGGUCUCAAAAGUCACUUCCUGUCCUCUUCUUCCAUGGGCAAACAGAGAUGGAACGUUUUGUUUAAAUCAAAAGGGACGCUGUCAAAAAGCGAUUGAAUUCAAAUGGAUUUCCUCGUCUACUAAAUCAACAUAUCCCUUCCCUCUCUCUCUGCUGUGACUCUGCCCUGGUCCUAUGUUGCUCUUUGAGCAACACUACUGUCUUCAGUCAUCAUCGCUCUCCAGGCCUGGAGCCGCUCUAGGACACCUCUAGUGGAGUCAUCAGCUCUAGGUCACCUCUAGUGGAGUCAUCAGCUCUAGGACACCUCUAGUGGAGUCAUCAGCUCUAGGACACCUCUAGUGGAGUCAUCAGCUCUAGGACACCUCUAGUGGAGUCAUCAGCUCCAGGAGACCUCUAGUGGAGUCAUCAGCUCCAGGAGACCUCUAGUGGAGUCAUCAGCUCUAGGACACCUCUAGUGGAGUCAUCAGCUCUAGGACACCUCUAGUGGAGUCAUCAGCUCUAGGACACCUCUAGUGGAGUCAUCAGCUCUAGGACACCUCUAGUGGAGUCAUCAGCUCUAGGACACCUCUAGUGGAGUCAUCAGCUCUAGGACACCUCUAGUGGAGUCAUCAGCUCUAGGACACCUCUAGUGGAGUCAUCAGCUCUAGGACACCUCUAGUGGAGUCAUCAGCUCCAGGAGACCUCUAGUGGAGUCAUCAGCUCUAGUGGAGUCAUCAGCUCUAGGACACCUCUAGUGGAGUCAUCAGCUCUAGGACACCUCUAGUGGAGUCAUCAGCUCUAGGACACCUCUAGUGGAGUCAUCAGCUCUAGGACACCUCUAGUGGAGUCAUCAGCUCUAGGACACCUCUAGUGGAGUCAUCAGCUCCAGGAGACCUCUAGUGGAGUCAUCAGCUCUAGUGGAGUCAUCAGCUCUAGGACACCUCUAGUGGAGUCAUCAGCUCUAGGACACCUCUAGUGGAGUCAUCAGCUCUAGGACACCUCUAGUGGAGUCAUCAGCUCUAGGACACCUCUAGUGGAGUCAUCAGCUCUAGGACACCUCUAGUGGAGUCAUCAGCUCUAGGAGACCUCUAGUGGAGUCAUCAGCUCUAGGACACCUCUAGUGGAGUCAUCAGCUCUAGGACACCUCUAGUGGAGUCAUCAGCUCUAGGACACCUCUAGUGGAGUCAUCAGCUCUAGGAGACCUCUAGUGGAGUCAUCAGCUCUAGGACACCUCUAGUGGAGUCAUCAGCUCUAGGACACCUCUAGUGGAGUCAUCAGCUCUAGGACACCUCUAGUGGAGUCAUCAGCUCUAGGACACCUCUAGUGGAGUCAUCAGCUCUAGGAGACCUCUAGUGGAGUCAUCAGCUCUAGGACACCUCUAGUGGAGUCAUCAGCUCUAGGAGACCUCUAGUGGAGUCAUCAUCUCUAGGAGACCUCUAGUGGAGUCAUCAGCUCGAGGUCACCUCUAGUGGAGUCAUCAGCUCUAGGACACCUCUAGUGGAGUCAUCAGCUCUAGGACACCUCUAGUGGAGUCAUCAGCUCUAGGACACCUCUAGUGGAGUCAUCAGCUCUAGGACACCUCUAGUGGAGUCAUCAGCUCUAGGACACCUCUAGUGGAGUCAUCAGCUCUAGGACACCUCUAGUGGAGUCAUCAGCUCUAGGACACCUCUAGUGGAGUCAUCAGCUCUAGGACACCUCUAGUGGAGUCAUCAGCUCUAGGACACCUCUAGUGGAGUCAUCAGCUCUAGGAGACCUCUAGUGGAGUCAUCAGCUCUAGGAGACCUCUAGUGGAGUCAUCAGCUCUAGGACACCUUUAGUGGAGUCAUCAGCUCUAGGACACCUCUAGUGGAGUCAUCAGCUCUAGGAGACCUCUAGUGGAGUCAUCAGCUCUAGGACACCUCUAGUGGAGUCAUCAGCUCUAGGACACCUCUAGUGGAGUCAUCAGCUCUAGGACACCUCUAGUGGAGUCAUCAGCUCUAGGACACCUCUAGUGGAGUCAUCAGCUCUAGGAGACCUCUAGUGGAGUCAUCAGCUCUAGGAGACCUCUAGUGGAGUCAUCAGCUCUAGGACACCUCUAGUGGAGUCAUCAUCUCUAGGAGACCUCUAGUGGAGUCAUCAGCUCGAGGUCACCUCUAGUGGAGUCAUCAGCUCUAGGACACCUCUAGUGGAGUCAUCAGCUCUAGGACACCUCUAGUGGAGUCAUCAGCUCUAGGACACCUCUAGUGGAGUCAUCAGCUCUAGGACACCUCUAGUGGAGUCAUCAGCUCUAGGACACCUCUAGUGGAGUCAUCAGCUCUAGGUCACCUCUAGUGGAGUCAUCAGCUCUAGGACACCUCUAGUGGAGUCAUCAGCUCUAGGACACCUCUAGUGGAGUCAUCAGCUCUAGGACACCUCUAGUGGAGUCAUCAGCUCUAGGACACCUCUAGUGGAGUCAUCAGCUCUAGGACACCUCUAGUGGAGUCAUCAGCUCUAGGACACCUCUAGUGGAGUCAUCAGCUCUAGGACACCUCUAGUGGAGUCAUCAGCUCUAGGACACCUCUAGUGGAGUCAUCAGCUCUAGGACACCUCUAGUGGAGUCAUCAGCUCUAGGACACCUCUAGUGGAGUCAUCAGCUCUAGGACACCUCUAGUGGAGUCAUCAGCUCUAGGUCACCUCUAGUGGAGUCAUCAGCUCUAGGACACCUCUAGUGGAGUCAUCAGCUCUAGGACACCUCUAGUGGAGUCAUCAGCUCUAGGACACCUCUAGUGGAGUCAUCAGCUCUAGGACACCUCUAGUGGAGUCAUCAGCUCUAGGACACCUCUAGUGGAGUCAUCAGCUCUAGGAGACCUCUAGUGGAGUCAUCAGCUUUAGGUCACCUCUAGUGGAGUCAUCAGCUCUAGGUCACCUCUAGUGGAGUCAUCAGCUCUAGGUCACCUCUAGUGGAGUCAUCAGCUCUAGGUCACCUCUAGUGGAGUCAUCAUCGCUCUCCAGGCCUGGAGCCACUCUAGGACACCUCUAGUGGAACCCUAUUCCAACGUAGUGCUCUAGUUCUGGACAGAGACCUAUGUGGUAGCCCUAUCGGGCCAAAGCUAGGACACUUAAUAAGGAAAAGUGACAUUUAUGAGUUGUUCUAAUGUAUUUAUUUAGCAUGGCAACAUGCAGCAGACUACCCUUGUAAUGACUUCUGUGUGUGUGCUGGGGUAGAGAAGACAUCACUGACUGUUGCAGCCUCUUAACAAUGUCCCCAGCCUUUGGUCCUCAGGGACUUAAGAAAAGGUGCUGUGUAUGUAGGAUAUUUUUAACAAAGUAAAAGAACCAAAAUGAAAUAAUCCUUCAGACUUUGAAAAUGUGUGGUGUUUGCUGAUACGUGUUGCAAUUACGAAGAGACGGCUGAUAUUGAGCUGGCGAUUGAUUCUGUACUGCUUUCUAGUGACAGGAUGUGAUGUCGCUAAUGGUCAGUCUGACCAGUGACAGGAUGUGAUGUCACUAAUGGUCAGUCUGACCAGUGACAGGAUGUGAUGUCACUAAUGGUCAGUCUGACCAGUGACAGGAUGUGAUGUCACUAAUGGUCAGUCUGGCCAGUGACAGGAUGUGAUGUCACUAAUGGUCAGUCUGACCAGUGACAGGAUGUGAUGUCACUAAUGGUCAGUCUGACCAGUGACAGGAUGUGAUGUCACUAAUGGUCAGUCUGACCAGUGACAGGAUGUGAUGUCACUAAUUGUCAGUCUGACCAGUGACAGGAUGUGAUGUCACUAAUGGUCAGUCUGGCCAGUGACAGGAUGUGAUGCUGACUGCCUAGUGGAGCCAUGUUAUAGUGUGUCGUUUCAGAUAAAAAGCUGUUGGGAUUUAAA
This is a messenger RNA of Salvelinus fontinalis (brook trout), 5783 nucleotides long. It is a transcript of the gene bag1, whose product is annotated as BCL2 associated athanogene 1. Gene Ontology annotation, cellular component: membrane; nucleus; cytoplasm. Gene Ontology annotation, molecular function: protein-folding chaperone binding; adenyl-nucleotide exchange factor activity. NCBI's taxonomy places the organism in Eukaryota, Metazoa, Chordata, Actinopteri, Salmoniformes, Salmonidae. The record is from RefSeq and is a predicted model, not a curated record. The transcript has 7 exons. Bases 100 to 723 code for a protein of 207 amino acids. Gene Ontology annotation, biological process: protein stabilization.